This is a messenger RNA of Pieris macdunnoughi, 825 nucleotides long. The record is from the annotation of a GenBank genome assembly. NCBI's taxonomy places the organism in Eukaryota, Metazoa, Arthropoda, Insecta, Lepidoptera, Pieridae.
AUGAGCAAUGAAAGAAAAUCCAGGCUUCGAGAUAUACUUCAAAUUCUCAGUACAGAGCAAGAAAAUGACAACAAUGAAGAACGGAUGAACCGGACCACAGAAGCUGUGCAAGAAGUACAGACAUUACUUGCUCAAGGCGGGGUAGAAGAAAGAGUUCGGCAUCCGGGUGAGAGUUAUUUGGAUUCAAGAGUUCUACGUGUCGCAAGUGAUUUGGCGAUUAGCUGUUCAUUAGCAGUCAGCGGUAUCGAGAACAGAUAUGACAAACAUGAGCUGGCACUUCAUAUUCGGGAUAAUCCACAAUUCUGGACGUUUGCCUUCCCCCGUGAAGCUCCUGUUAUUUCAUCACUACAUGGAACAUUUGCGCCUACACCGCCCGAGCAGAGACCCAGAGCUCCUAGGAAACGAGUGGAGAGGCAGCAGGCUGCUCAAUUAAAAGCUCCUGAGAAUGUGGAGAGGUUGGAGAAAACCGAUGAAGGUUCUGAGAUGGUGGGUAGGGUUAACCGGUUUAUAAACAAGGCGUGCCGAAACGGACCAAUCAGCUACUACCAUAUGGUAUUGGAUCCUACGAGCUUUAGUCGAACCAUUGAAAAUAUUUACUACCUGUCAUUUUUAGUACGGGACGGACUUAUUUCUGUGUUUGAAGAUGACGAAUAUGGGCUUCCGUUUGUGAAGCCAAUGCCUGCGCUGGCGACACAGAAUACAGCUAGUGACAAAAACCAACUCAUUGUUUCUAUCGACAUGCAACGAUGGAGGGACCUGACGGAGGCGUUUGGCCUAAGAGAACCAAUGAUGGUCAUAAAAAGGAUCGGGGUUUCUGCUAAGUGA